Messenger RNA from Quercus lobata, 522 nucleotides. It is a transcript of the gene BFT, whose product is annotated as PEBP (phosphatidylethanolamine-binding protein) family protein. Gene Ontology annotation, biological process: flower development; vegetative to reproductive phase transition of meristem. The transcript is spliced from 4 exons. The record is from RefSeq and is a predicted model, not a curated record. The coding region runs from base 1 to 522 and encodes 173 amino acids. Lineage: Eukaryota; Viridiplantae; Streptophyta; Magnoliopsida; Fagales; Fagaceae.
AUGUCGAGGCUCAUAGAAACACUCAGUGUGGGGAGAGUAGUGGGAGAGGUGGUAGACAUUUUCACUCCAAGUAUUAGACUGAAUGUAAUUUACAACUCUAACAAGCAAGUUGCCAAUGGCCACGAGUUCAAGCCUUCUGUCAUUAUUUCUAAACCACGCGUAGAGAUUGGUGGGGAUGACAUGAGGACUGCUUAUACACUGAUUAUGACAGACCCAGAUGCUCCAAGUCCUAGUGAUCCAUCUUUAAGAGAACACCUCCACUGGAUGGUCACAGAUAUUCCUGGUACAACUGAUGCUUCCUUUGGGAAAGAGAUUGUGAGCUAUGAGACUCCCAAACCGGUGGUUGGCAUCCAUAGGUACGUGUUCAUCUUGUUCAAGCAGACAGGAAGAAAAACAGUGACGCCUCCAACUACAAGAGACUAUUUCAACACAAGAAGAUUCUCAGCAGAGAAUGGUUUGGGACUGCCAGUGGCUGCAGUGUACUUCAAUGCACAGAGAGAAACUGCUGCAAGAAGACGAUGA